Messenger RNA from Cyprinodon tularosa, 967 nucleotides. It is a transcript of the gene pithd1, whose product is annotated as PITH (C-terminal proteasome-interacting domain of thioredoxin-like) domain containing 1. Gene Ontology annotation, cellular component: nucleus. The transcript is spliced from 6 exons. The record is from RefSeq and is a predicted model, not a curated record. Bases 143 to 772 code for a protein of 209 amino acids. NCBI's taxonomy places the organism in Eukaryota, Metazoa, Chordata, Actinopteri, Cyprinodontiformes, Cyprinodontidae.
ACUUUGAAGCUUAACUUAUUUCGCUUCACGCUGCAAAGCGAAACUUGCUGAUCGAGAUUCGCUCAUAAAACAGCUCAGUUUGCUCGGAAAGCUUCGUCUUUUCUGCAGAUUGUCACUGAGUUCAGAGCCCUCAGAGUCCACGAUGUCUGGCCACGGUCACGGCCACGGCCACAGCUGCGGGGCGGAGGGGGAGCAUGAGCCCGCAGAGAGGGGCCUGGAGUUCGGACUGUAUCAGCGCAUCGACCUGGAGAAGCUGCAGUGUCUGAACGAGAGCAGAGACGGAGAUGGAAGGCUGGUGUUCAAGCCGUGGGACCAGCGGAACCUGCGAGACAAGUACGUGGAGAGUGAUGUGGAUGAAGAGCUGCUGUUCAACAUACCUUUCACCGGCAGCGUGAAGCUCAAAGGCAUCAUCAUCUCCGGAGAAAACGACGACUCUCAUCCAGCAGAGAUAAGGCUGUACAAAAACAUCCCUCAGAUGUCGUUUGAUGACACCGGCAGGGAACCAGAUCAAGCCUUCAGACUCAACAGAGACCCACUGGCUGAGCUGGAGUAUCCGACCAAGAUAGCCCGUUUUUCCAGCGUCCAUCACCUCUCCAUCCACAUCUCUAAGAACUUCGGGGACGAGAACACUCGGGUGUACUACAUCGGCCUCAGAGGGGAAUAUUCAGAGGCCCACAGACAUGAAGUGACCAUCUGUAACUACGAGGCAGCGGCGAACCCGGCGGAUCACAAAGUGGACAGCAUCAUUCCACAAACCAACUUCAUCUCCUGAGGGCUGGAGGAAGAGGAGGAUUAGAGAUUUUAGAGGCGUUCACUGAAUGUCUAAAAGUCAGAGAGUUCGGCGCUGAAUGAGGCAGCGAGGACGAGUUUGAGUGGGAGCGUGUGCUGAAAUCUGGGAAAAAAGUGGCAUAUUUCAGUUGUUUCCGUGGCAACGUGGCGCAAAGGCUCAAUAAAACUGGCAAAGAUG